Messenger RNA from Serendipita indica DSM 11827, 651 nucleotides. The record is from the annotation of a GenBank genome assembly. NCBI's taxonomy places the organism in Eukaryota, Fungi, Basidiomycota, Agaricomycetes, Sebacinales, Serendipitaceae.
AUGGUCAAAAGGCUCUCCGUUAUAGAGCCUCUCAGCGCAGGAGAGCUGGCUGUAUACUCCUGUACUUCCCUGAAGGAGCUGGACGUGGCGUUUGAUGGCGGAUUUCCUGUGCGUCGUUUACAAUUUCCAGUUCUCCGCAGCCUUCGUGUACGCGGAAAAAACUACGAACCUCUCUCUGAUAUCGAUGCACCGAAGCUUCAAGCUCUCUUUAUUGAUGCCACGUACGCAUCCCAGGAGAAUCCGGCGCGAGACUCGUUGGAACGAGCGGUGAGAAGUCAAAAAUAUACGCUCAGACCGGCGAGCGAGUUGGAAGUUCGUAUCGUCGUGUCGGUUCAAACCCUGGGGAUAUUACUCGAUCGUUCGCCGGCUUUGGAGAAGCUGAGAAUCCAUAUGUCUAGUAGAGACGCAGACACAGAGCAAGAGGAGCUGCAUCACUUGCUCCUCUCGCCUAUUUCAAUCGACAGAGACAACUAUCAGACUAGCCAAGGCCAGGCGGCUCAGCGAGCGAACUUCCAACAAGAAUCGGCUUCUUCAAGUAGCAAAGAUGAUGGUGGAGAAGCGCGGAUCAAGCGACUUAGAUCCCUAACAAUUGUCCUUGAGAAUAUUUGGAUAGAAGAAAAGGGGCUAACAUGGGAGAGGGAGCUACGGUGA